AGAAAAGCGCGAUCAUUAACUUUACAAUUGGUUAUGUAACCCGUGGAAAGCCCGUCGGGUUGGUUGAGCGCUUGACGUUGGAUCGUGACGACGUGUGAAUGUGAGCUGCACAGGGCGCUCUUAUCUUCAAGUAAUGGAGGAAGACUCCACAACACAACCAGGAGUCCUGCUAAUUUCCCCCCUCAGUGCAUCGGAGGACUCUGUGAUGCGGCAGGGAGGGAGACGUCCCCCCUCCGUCCCCGUGCGCCGUCAGUGAGACCGGGAUGCAGUUUUUCCUCGGUAGGGUCGGCGCCUGAACCGAGCCUGUUCUGACACGAGGAGGAGGAAUCGCACUGCUGGAAGUAUCGCUUGACAAGCAUGGCAGGCGCUAAACUGACACCCUCGCCAUCGGAGAUCGACCCAGACGUCAAGACCGACGUGCAGACACCCCCCGAGCCCACCUGGGUCAAUCCCUCCAACCCUCUGCGGAGCACGGGCUCUUUUGGGAGCGAUGUCGGCCAAAGGUACCAAGAGGAGUACAGUAUGGACUCAACCAAUGCUCAGGUGCAGGUUGAGUUUUAUGUGAAUGAAAACACCUUCAAGGAGCGGCUGAAGCUUUUCUUCAUCAAAAACCAAAGGUCAAGCCUACGAAUCCGUUUGUUCAACUUUGCAUUGAAGAUUCUCACCUGUGUCCUCUACAUCGUGAGAGUCAGCUUGGAUAAUCCCACAGAAAACAACAGUAUCAAUGGUACAACAUGCCGAAACAGCAGUCCACUGAUUUCUACCGAGGGACCUGAAAUCCAAUGGAACCUAAUUUUCUGGGUGAACAGACUCCAGCCUGUGUGGGCAAUACAGGUGACAGUGGCCUUAAUCAGUUUCUUGGAGACUAUGCUUAUCACAUAUCUCAGCUACAAGGGUAACAUUUGGGAGCAGAUCUUCCAGAUAUCCUUCAUAUUGGAGAUGAUCAAUACGGUGCCAUUUAUUAUCACAAUCUUCUGGGCUCCAUUGAGAAACAUAUUCGUCCCCGUGUUUCUUAACUGCUGGCUUGCCAAAGGUGCUCUGGAGAACAUGAUUAAUGACUUCCAUCGAGCCAUCCAGAGGACGCACUCCGCAAUGUUCAACCAGGUGUUCAUCCUCAUCUGCACCUUACUGUGUCUGGUGUUCACAGGAGCCUGUGGGAUUCAGCAUCUUGAGAGAGCCGGGAAAAACCUGUCCCUGUUUGACUCCUUUUAUUUCUGCAUCGUCACCUUCUCCACUGUGGGCUACGGCGACGUUACUCCACAGAUCUGGCCCUCACAGCUGCUGGUGGUUAUUCUCAUCUGUGUUGCUCUGGUGGUCCUCCCCCUGCAGUUUGAGGAGUUAGCGUACUUAUGGAUGGAGAGCCAGAAGCUUGGCGGGAACUACAGCCGUCACCGGGCGCAGACAGAGAAACAUGUUGUGUUGUGUGUCAGCUCGCUCAAGAUCGACCUGCUGAUGGAUUUUCUCAAUGAGUUUUACGCUCAUCCUAGGCUGCAGGACUACUAUGUGGUGAUCUUGUGCCCGACAGAAAUAGACAUUCAGGUUCGCCGCAUCCUGCAGAUUCCACUGUGGUCUCAAAGGGUCAUCUACCUGCAAGGAUCGGCCCUCAAAGAUCAGGACCUGAUGAGGGCCAAGAUGGACGAUGCUGAGGCGUGCUUCAUCCUCAGCAGCAGGAAUGAGGUCGACCGAACUGCUGCUGAUCACCAGACUAUUUUGAGGGCUUGGGCUGCAAAGGACUUCGCUCCAAACUGUCCUCUCUACGUCCAAAUUCUCAAACCGGAAAAUAAGUUUCACGUAAAAUUUGCAGAUCAUGUUGUAUGUGAAGAGGAGUUCAAGUACGCCAUGUUGGCUCUCAACUGCGUGUGUCCAGCCACGUCCACCUUAGUGACUCUGUUGGUUCACACCUCCAGAGGACAGGAGGGGCAGACAUCCCCGGAGCCGUGGCAGAGGACUUAUGGCCGCUGCUCUGGGAACGAGGUGUACCACAUCCAUUUAGCUGACAGCAAGUUUUUUGGGGAGUAUGAUGGAAAGAGCUUCACCUACGCCUCCUUUCAUGCCCAUAAGAAGUAUGGUGUGUGUUUGAUCGGGGUGAAGAGGGAGGACAACAAGAGCAUCCUCCUGAAUCCCGGACCGCGUCACAUAAUGGCUGCUACCGACACCUGCUACUACAUCAACAUCACCAAGGAGGAGAACUCGGCCUUCAUCUUCAAACAGGAGGAAAAACAUGGGAAGGGUCUCCCAGUCACCAGGCUCUACGACACCCCCUCCAGGCUGCCUGUGCACAGCAUCAUAGCCAGCAUGGGGACUGUAGCGAUAGAUCUCCAGCACUCCGAUCCUCCAGAGGAAAGUGGAAAACUGACCCUUCCCACCGAGAACGGAGCUGGAAGUCGAAGGCCAAGCAUCGCACCCGUCUUGGAAAUUGCUGACUCCUCUGUCAUCUUGCCCUGCGACCUCCUCAGUGACCAAUCGGAGGACGAGACCAACCAAUCAGAUGAGGAGGGCUCCGUGGGGUUGGACUUUGUGAAGGGCUACCCUCCAAACUCCCCCUACAUCGGCAGCUCGCCAACUCUGUGCCACCUGCUGCCACAGAAAGCUCCGUUCUGCUGCCUUCGCCUCGAUAAGGGCUGCACACAUAACAGCUUUGAAGAUGCUAAGGCCUACGGCUUCAAAAAUAAGCUGAUUAUAGUGUCUGCAGAGACGGCAGGAAAUGGGCUCUAUAACUUCAUAGUUCCCCUGCGAGCUUAUUAUCGGCCCAGAAAGGAGCUCAACCCAAUAGUGCUGCUACUGGACUAUCCACCAGACAACCACUUCUUAGAGGCCAUUUGCUGCUUUCCCAUGGUUUACUUCAUGGCUGGGACUAUUGAUAAUUUGGACAAUCUGCUGCAGUGUGGAAUAAUCUAUGCUGAUAACUUGGUGGUUGUGGACAAGGAGAGCACCAUGAGUGCUGAGGAAGACUACAUGGCAGACGCCAAGACUAUUGUCAAUGUCCAGACAAUGUUCAGAUUGUUCCCCAGUCUCAGCAUCAUCACGGAGCUCACACAUCCCUCCAACAUGAGGUUCAUGCAGUUCAGAGCCAAAGACUGCUACUCACUUGCUCUGUCCAAACUGGAGAAGAUUGAGCGCGAUAAGGGCUCCAACUUGGCCUUCAUGUUCCGGCUGCCGUUCGCUGCCGGCCGGGUGUUCAGCAUCAGCAUGCUCGACACGCUGCUGUACCAGUCGUUUGUUAAGGAUUACAUGAUUGCUAUCAUACGGCUUCUGCUCGGACUGGACACCACGCCCGGAUCGGGCUACCUGUGUGUUAUGAAAAUCACAGAGGAAGAUUUGUGGAUCAGGACUUACGGCCGACUCUUCCAGAAAUUUUGUUCUUCCAGUGCUGAAAUUCCCAUUGGGAUCUACCGCACUGAGUCGCACAUGUUCUCUACGUCAGAGAGGAAGGACAGUAAUGCACAGUCUCAAGUGUCCAUCAACGCCGAGCACGGGGAGGCGCGUCAGGGCCGCGCAGGGUCCUGGAAAGAGAAAACAGCCCACAGAAACUCCACCACGAGUGACCAAUCAGAGCAUCCGCUGCUGAGGAAGAAGAGCAUGCAGUGGGCUCGGCGGCUGAGCAGGAAGAACGCCAAACCGGCGAGCAGAGCGGAGCGCAUUUCACAGCAGAGACUCAACCUGUACCGGCGCUCUGAGAGGCAGGAGCUGUCAGAGCUGGUCAAGAACCGGAUGAAGCAUCUGGGCCUCCCAACUGUGGGAUACGAGGAUGUUUCUAAUCUCACUGCGAGUGAUGUCAUGAAUCGAGUAAAUCUAGGAUAUUUACAAGAGUUGCAGGAUAUUUCAGAGCAGCCGUAUACAGAGGGGACAAGGCCGUCAGGGCCACAAGCAGACGAGAUGAACGACCACCAGAACACGCUGUCCUACGUUCUCAUCAAUCCUCCUCCUGACACCAUGCUGGAGAUCAACGACAUCGUGUACAUUAUUCGCUCUGACCCUCUGGCUCACAUGCCAGAAGACUCACAGAUGGGACAGGCGGCCCGAAACACCAAGAACCAACAGGACUUUGGCGCACAGUCAAGAAAUGAGACUCACCUUUAAAAGCUUUGAGUCUUUGGUUCUAUGAGCGUCGAUAGAUCUCAUAUACCUCGCACAAACGAAGGCCUGACGGGGGCGGUGAUGAGAUGUUCAUAGUGAGUGUGCAUUAAGUGUCUCUCAGCCUGAGACCAGAGAUUAGCCACAUCCUAAAAGACGGCACUGAGAUUCCCGUUUUCAUCAGAGCUGCCAUUGGAGGGUGCAUGAAGAGUGCCUCGUCAUCACUUCCCCUCACAAAACUCCCUGCAACCGAGAACCUGAACGCAGCUUCCUCUGUCCAGCCUGACUGCAGAGAUCAGAAGGGUUAUUGCACGUAAUCGGAUGGUUAAAGCCGGUUUCUGUGCCAAUAGAUAAAAUAAUUUCAUUUCAUGUUUAGCUCAGGUGGGGGGAAGCUGCCUUUGUGCCACUACCGGCUUUUUGCCAAUUUCUUUGCCUGUUUCUGCUGAUAAUUAGAAACUAACUGAAAACCAUUCACAUCCGACAACUUAUACACCACGGUUUGCUUUUAAAGAGAGCUGAUGAUUUGGUUGGUUUUCUACAUUUUCAAGUAUUACCAGGAAAUUAAGGUACAUGUGCAAUUUUCUUCUUUUAUUAUGUCACUUUCAUUUAUUCUUGUGAACUUUGUCUUUACAGGCACAUUGUUUUAAAUUUAUUACGUGCUUACACCAGUUGCACCUUUAUUAGCCAAGUUAGCAUUUUGCUAUGAAAUUUUGUCAGUUGUUAAAAAAUGAACAUUGUUAAAUUAUUUUCCUGUUAGAAAUCAUGACUGCUCCACAUUAUGCCAUUUUAUUUAUUUGUAAAUACUGUUGUUACUGUGCCAUUUUUGUAUUUAUUUUUGUGACACCAGUGUUUUGGGGGGUUUUUGUAUUGUGUCAAACCUGACUGCAACAUCUGCUGCUGCUGCCAUACAUAAACGUACAGAAGAAAGAACAUACAGUUAAGGAAAUACAUAUUUUUAAGGAGGC
This is a messenger RNA of Gambusia affinis (western mosquitofish), 5039 nucleotides long. RefSeq names its product potassium sodium-activated channel subfamily T member 1b (gene kcnt1b). Gene Ontology annotation, biological process: potassium ion transport. Gene Ontology annotation, cellular component: membrane. The transcript has 34 exons. The record is from RefSeq and is a predicted model, not a curated record. Bases 358 to 4080 code for a protein of 1240 amino acids. Gene Ontology annotation, molecular function: intracellular sodium-activated potassium channel activity. NCBI's taxonomy places the organism in Eukaryota, Metazoa, Chordata, Actinopteri, Cyprinodontiformes, Poeciliidae.